Messenger RNA from Dromiciops gliroides (monito del monte), 3996 nucleotides. RefSeq names its product putative homeodomain transcription factor 2 (gene PHTF2). The record is from RefSeq and is a predicted model, not a curated record. The coding region runs from base 304 to 2568 and encodes 754 amino acids. NCBI's taxonomy places the organism in Eukaryota, Metazoa, Chordata, Mammalia, Microbiotheria, Microbiotheriidae. The transcript has 19 exons. Gene Ontology annotation, cellular component: endoplasmic reticulum.
AGCGAGAGAGAGGGAGGGAGGGAGAAAGAGAGAGAGAGACAGAGACAGAGAGAGAGAGAGAGAGAGAGAGGCCCUAGGGGAAGGGGGCGGGGCGAGGCGAGGCGACUCGACUCUACUCCUCCGGCGGCUCGCGCGGGAGCCUGCAGCCUCGUUGUGGUCAGUCUGGCAGCCAGUGGCAGCGGCAGCGGUAGCGCUUACCCGCUUCUCGGGUGUCUCCGGCGCUUCUUCCCCACCCCCGGCCCGCCAGCGAGCGGCGCCGGCGGCUACGCCUAAAAUGACUAAUGUGUGAUCUCAGUGGAAUAAAUGGCGUCCAAAGUAACAGAUGCUAUAGUCUGGUAUCAAAAGAAGAUUGGAGCAUAUGAUCAACAAAUAUGGGAAAAAUCUGUAGAACAAAGAGAAAUCAAGUUGAUUAGACUGGGGUUAAGGAAUAAACCAAAGAAAACAGCACAUGUGAAGCCUGACCUCAUAGAUGUUGACCUUGUAAGAGGAUCUGCAUUUGCUAAGGCAAAACCUGAGAGUCCUUGGACUUCCCUAACAAGAAAGGGAAUUGUUCGAGUUGUGUUUUUCCCCUUUUUCUUCAGGUGGUGGUUACAAGUAACUUCAAAGGUCAUCUUUUUCUGGUUACUUGUUCUUUACCUCCUUCAAGUUGCCGCAAUAGUAUUAUUCUAUUCAGCUCCAGGCCCGCAUAGUAUACCUCUGACUGAAGUAAUUGGGCCAGUAUGGCUAAUGUUGCUACUGGGAACUGUACAUUGCCAGAUUGUUUCAACCAGAACCCCUAAGCCUACUCUUAGCAGUGGGGGCAAAAGAAGAAGGAAAUUAAGAAAAGCAGCACAUUUGGAAGUACAUAGGGAAGGAGAUGGCUCUAGUACUACAGAUAACACACAGGAAGGAACAGUGCAGAACCAUGGUACCAGCACUUCUUACAGUAUUGGCGCUGUCUUCAGAGAACUCUGGCAUGCUGCUUUCUUUUUAUCAGGGUCGAAGAAAACAAAAAAUUCAAUUGAUAAAUCAACAGAAACUGAUAAUGGUUAUGUAUCCCUUGAAGGGAAAAAGACAUUUAAAAGCAAUGAGGAUGGAAUACAAAAUUAUGAACCUCAGUGUGAAGUCAUUAAGUCAGAAGAGACAGGCUGGAACACAGGAACAGUCAGGAAUACACCCAGUAGUCAGCACAGAGACAACCAAAGGAUAAUCACAAAUGUCUCAGAUGAAGUAUCCAGUGAGGAAGGCCUGGAAACAGGAUACCCAUUGCGUCGCCAUGUAGACAGAGCCUCUGAAAACAUCAUUCGAAAUAGGAAGUCACAUCAUUAUAAGAAGCAUUAUUCUACAGAGGAUGCCCCUAAAUCGGGUACUAGUUGCAGCUCUCGCUGUUCAAGUUCCAGACAAGAUUCUGAGAGUACAAGGCCAGAAUCAGAAACAGAAGAUGUAUUAUGGGAAGACUUGUUACAUUGUGCAGAAUGCCGUUCAUCUUGUACCAGUGAGACAGAUGUGGAAAAUCCUCAAGUUAAUCCAUGUAUGAAAAAGGAAUAUAGAGACGACCCUUUUCAUCAGAGUCAUUUGCCCUGGCUCCACAGCUCCAACCCAGGAUUAGAAAAAGUCAGUGCAAUUGUAUGGGAAGGUAAUGACUGCAAGAAAGCUGAAAUGUCUGUGCUUGAAAUCAGUGGGAUGAUUAUGAACAGAGUCAACAGUUACAUACCAGGCAUAGGAUACCAGAUUUUUGCAAAUGUAAUUUCUCUUGUCCUGGGUUUCACUCCAUUUGUUUUCCGACUUUCUCAAGCUACAGACUUGGAACAGCUCACAGCAUAUUCUGCUUCAGAACUUUAUAUCAUUGCAUUUGGUUCUAAUGAAGACAUCUUGGUUCUUUCUAUGGUUUUAAUAAGUUUUGUGGUUCGUGUAUCUCUUGUGUGGAUUUUCUUCUUUUUACUCUGUGUAGCAGAAAGAACUUACAAACAGAGACUACUUUUUGCAAAACUCUUUGGACAUUUAACAUCUGCUAGGAGGGCUCGAAAAUCAGAAGUUCCCCAUUUCCGACUGAAGAAAGUGCAGAAUAUAAAAAUGUGGCUCUCUCUUCGUUCCUAUCUUAAGCGUCGAGGUCCUCAGAGAUCAGUUGAUGUAAUAGUUUCAUCUGCAUUCUUGUUGACUAUUUCGGUUGUAUUUAUCUGCUGUGCCCAGUUGCUUCAUGUUCAUGAAAUCUUCCUUGAUUGUCACUACAACUGGGAACUGGUGAUCUGGUGCAUCUCUUUAACACUUUUUCUCCUAAGAUUUGUUACCUUAGGAUCUGAAACAAGCAAAAAAUAUAGCAAUACCUCAAUAUUACUUACUGAACAGAUAAACCUGUACUUGAAAAUGGAGAAGAAACCUAAUAAGAAGGAGGAACUGACACUAGUGAAUAAUGUGUUGAAACUUGCUACUAAAUUACUGAAGGAAUUGGACAGUCCCUUCAGGUUGUAUGGGCUUACAAUGAAUCCGCUGCUUUACAACAUUACCCAGGUUGUCAUAUUGUCUGCUGUUUCUGGUGUCAUCAGUGACUUACUUGGAUUUAAUUUAAAGCUUUGGAAGAUCAAAUCAUGACAAUGUAAAGAGAAGGCCUCGUCCUGUUAUCUGAAACAAGAGUACUGACUAAGCUGUCUCAAAGCAGUCACUGAAUCUGUGCUUCAGAAGCUACGGUCUCCUUAAAGGAUGUAGCUUAGAAAAUUGAAGUGUUUACAUCUGACUGUCUUGUGCAAUUGUUAUAUUUAUUUUUACUUUUUCACUGUUUUUACACUUUAGUCUUUAUAUUUUAUUUUCAAACAUUGAUAUACCUAGUUAUUGAAAGGGUGAUAAAAACUGAUAUCCAUGUACUUGAGAUCCUGGUAAUAGUUCAUAGUCAGUUGCUAACAUAAUGGAUCCAGAUCCAGAAUAUAGAAGUCAUUGAUGAGGAUUGUUUUCUCACAUGUAGAGUGAACUUGCCUUAUUUUAGAAAAAAAAAUCUUACAUUAAAUUGUUUAUAAUGUUUAUGUAGGCACAAAACGGAAUACACCUAGCAUUCUGAUUCAUUCAGAAUAGAUUUAAUUGUUCUGAACAAGAACCAACUGUAGGUUGACAGAAGUAGCUGAAUGAUUUAUUUACUGUAUUAGAACACUUUCUAGAUCCAGAGUUUUCUCUGUAUUUUAAAUUUGGAACAAUGCCAGGAUCUAAACUGAUUAAGCUGCAGUUUAAGCACCCUUCAGUAUUAAUAAAUUAAUAUGGUAUUAUAUAAAACAGGUCAACAAGUGCUCUUUGAUGAUAAAACUCUUAAUAGAGCAAUAAUUGUAAAUGGUUACAAUACCGUAAGGUAUUUUGAUAAAAAUUAACUAGUAAUAAUUGUAUUUAUUUGAAACACUGGGCUGUUUGCACAGCUCUAACUGUGCAUGCUCAAAAUGUGCACUUUUAAAAUUAUUACUUUUGAUGUGUAUCUUUAUAUGGAAUAUGUUAUAGUGUACUGGGGCAUGAUAUGGUAUCCUUUUGAGUGAGGUAUAUAUGCUCAUCUCACAAGUGAAGUGCCUCUUGAUUUUACUAAAGUACCUUAUGUUUACUCAAGUAAAAUAGAUUUUUUUUUCUCCAUGGUACACUAUAGCAUAUGCCAUUUAUACCACACUCAAGUGAACAAUCUAAGGAUAAAUACCCAUAAAAGAUGAUAAAUGUAUGUGUACACUCAUGUAUGUGUGUGUACAUGUGUGUGCAUGCACAUACAUAUGUGGACGCCUAUGUGUAUUGUGUACAUACAUGUUCCUAGAAACAUGAAAAUUUUCAGAAAAAAUACAGUUUACAAACUAUCCUCUAAAUUUCAUCUAGAUAUACACCUCCCUUUCUCAUUAAUGUAAGGGCUAUUUAGAAAUACAAUUCUUUUAGAAAAUUGAUUUUUCCACAAGUGUCAAAUUGAGUUACCUUAUCAUAUUGGCAUAUUAGACAGAUGGAGUUAACUUGAUGGUAUCUUAUGUUGAAUCUCGAUUUAAAGUUGUUGUAUUUGUAUAAUCAAUU